CCGGAGCAACUCUCUCUCUCUCUCUCUCUCUCUCUCAGUCCCGUUUAAUACGGAACCGUCUGAUCUGAGCUCUACACAGAUAUCUCACCAUAUUUCAUUAUCAGAGAUUGUUUCACACACGGGUGGAGCGGACUAAAGCUGUCCCGGGCUGGCGCGCGCGUUCCGUUUGGAGAUCUCUGUCACCGGAGUCGGUGUGAUGUGGAGGCGGUGAUCAGAUUCUGCGAUCAGACUGGAUCUGAUCUCAUGACUCUGGCGUGGAAUUCUGUUUUCACUUAGAAACCUGCUGCUUGGACAAAUGCAUACAAAUGCAUUUAGGAGCCCAACGGACAAGGAGUGGACGCGUUUCUCCCACAGACACAACGAGAUUCUUCGUCCUCCUCCUGUCGACAUGUGCUGCUCUGCUGUCUGCAGAAGAAUGCUCAAGUGCUCAAGGUGUCGAUGUGAUUCGUCAUCUGGGCCUCUCCGGUCACAGAGACACUCAGACGUCCGGGACAGAUUACCUCACCUCUCUCGCUUCAUCUCCAACCGUCCUGCCCCCAGGUGUUGGGGUAACCCUCGGACGCGAGUCCCUCAUUGAUUCCCCGUCGCCGGGACUCUUCCCCGCGGGCGUGGAUAAGGAGUUUUCCCUCGUAGUCACUUUACGCUCCUGGCGAGCGAGUAACGCUUUUCUGUUUAGUGUGCGUGAUAAAAAGGACAGACUGCAGUUCGGCCUCCAGCUCCUGGCCGGCCGGGUGGUCAUUCACACGGGUGAGAAAGCCUCGGUGUACUUCAAACACGAGCUGCAGGACGGACAGUGGCACUCUUUCUCUGUCGGGGUUCGGCCGCGCUCCGUAUCAUUUUUUGCCCGCUGUGGAGCCGUGCAACACAGCGAGGAGACGUUGACCUGGACGCAGACGCUGGGUUCUGAAGGCCGUGUUUCUGUGGGGAAGAUGGACCCCCGGGCGGUGCAGUUUGAAGGAGCCUUGUGCCAACUGGACAUCUACCCCUGUGCCCAAGCUGCGGCGAAAUACUGUGACUACGUCAAGAAACAUUGCAGACUGUCCGACACGUUCCGAUCCGAGACCUCACCGGCAUCCCCUCACACCUCUUCAGGAUCACACCUGUCCACCUUUACACCCUCGCCUCGCUUGACCCGCUUUUCACAGACGUUGCGCUCCCACACAAUGAGGGACGCGGGUCCAUCUCCGAGUCCCCUCAGCAGAUUCCCCAUCGCUGAGAAGACCCCAGAAGAUCAACGACCUCUCAUGAAGCCCAGAGGAACCGAAGUCACUCCUGAUCCGGUCACCGUCGUCCGGCAGAGACUUCUGAGAAACAGUGUCAAGGAGAAUGUGGUGAAAGUGAACGGCACCGUCCUGUAUCGUGAGGAGAGCAGUUCUAAUGUGCUGGACAUGUCUGAGGAGGGCAUGCACGAGACGGGAUACUCUGACGGUUACGGAUAUGACUACGGCUUCGACGAAGACGAAUACUUCCUCGAGUAUGACGGAUUCAUCGGUCCUAAAGGAGAUCCAGGUCCUCCGGGUCUUCCUGGUCCCCCAGGUUUAUCCGGACCCUCUGGAAAGAGAGGACCACGGGGUCCUCCUGGUCCUCAUGGGAACCCGGGUCUGCCUGGUUUGGCCGGCCUCAAGGGAGCAAAAGGAGAUCCAGGACUGUCCCCGGGUCAGGCUCCUGCAGGAGAUCAGGGUGAAAGAGGACGUCCAGGUCCACAGGGUCCUAAGGGUGAACAAGGUGUGAAGGGACCCAAAGGCUAUCCAGGACCAGUGGGUCUGCCCGGAGAACAGGGUGUGCCAGGACAGCCGGGCGUAGCUGGGGCGGCAGGUUACCCUGGCAGGCAGGGUUUGGCCGGACCUGAGGGAAACCCGGGACCUAAAGGUGUUAAUGGCUUCAUCGGAUCUCCAGGAGUUGCCGGACCACCCGGACCGGAGGGAGAGAGAGGAAUUCCAGGUCCUGCGGGGAUCAAGGGACCUAAAGGAAGACAGGGUGUUGUGGGUGAUGCGGGUGAGAGAGGACCGCCUGGACCGGACGGAAAUGAGGGACCUGUUGGGGGAACCGGCAGCGGGGGUUUCCCGGGUCUCAGAGGUGACGCCGGGCCUGAGGGACCUCGUGGAUUUCCAGGAAUUGUGGGACCUCAGGGCCUGACGGGAGGGGUGGGGCCACCUGGAAUGAAAGGUGAUAAGGGAGAACCUGGAUUCAGAGGGGAACCUGGAGAAACUGGUUACCAUGGCGACAAGGGAACGGUUGGGAAUCUCGGACCACCAGGACCUCGUGGAAAACCAGGCCCCCCUGGGAAGAUGGGGGAACGGGGACUACAGGGACCUCCGGGACCACCGGGACCUGAGGGUUUUCCAGGAGACAUCGGUGCACCGGGACCAAACGGCCCCCUGGGACCAAAGGGUAUUCAAGGACUCAGGGGCCCCCAGGGACCACCAGGGCCAAAAGGAACAGAGGGAGAUGAAGGCCCCCCGGGUCCGCCUGGAAGUCCUGGUCCCACUGGCAGACACGGUCGGAAAGGUUUGAUUGGAGAACCUGGACCUGAAGGUCUGAAGGGGGAAACCGGUGAUCUUGGGAAUGUUGGGAAAAUUGGCCCUCCUGGUCCAGCAGGGCUGACUGGAACAACAGGAGUGAUGGGACAACCUGGAGAAAAGGGAGAGCGAGGUCCUCCUGGUUCUUUGGGUCCUCCGGGAGAGAAAGGGUCAAUGGGCUAUCCAGGCCUACCAGGGGGUCCUGGGGAUUUUGGCCCACAAGGCCCACCAGGUGUUCAAGGGUCACGUGGACCUGCAGGUGUUCCCGGACUGAAAGGACGCAGGGGGCCAAGAGGUGCUGAAGGACCUCUAGGUGAACCAGGUCCUGAGGGCGUAAAGGGUGAAAAGGGAUCUCCAGGAAAUAAAGGAGCGCCGGGGUUUAUCGGUAAAGCUGGAAGUCCAGGGAAGAGAGGACCACCAGGACCACCAGGUCAAGCAGGUCCGUCGGGCAGCUCAGGUGAUAAAGGUCCUCCAGGUGAACCUGGUUCCAGAGGUCCUCCAGGAGAUCCAGGACCCGAUGGAGAACAAGGCCAUGAGGGACCUGCAGGACCUGAAGGAGAGCAGGGGCCUUUGGGUGAACCUGGGGUCAAGGGUGAAGUUGGGCCUGUUGGAGGAGAAGGUGAACCGGGUCAACUGGGCAUCAGAGGUCUUCCGGGACCACCUGGAGAGGAGGGACACCAGGGGAAAGACGGACCGAAGGGCAAGUCAGGUGACCGCGGACCAACGGGAGAAGGUGGAGAAAGGGGCGAGGUGGGGAUCUCUGGACCCCCAGGACCUCCUGGAGACGCUGGGAAAAAAGGCUUUACAGGACCUGAAGGAAAACUGGGUCUGGCUGGAAACCGCGGCCGUCCGGGAAAAAAGGGUGAGAAAGGCUCAUCGGGUCACCUUGGAGAAACGGGCUCAUCGGGUGAGACGGGACAGACGGGGGAGCGAGGUCUCAAAGGUGCUCGUGGGACCAGAGGACCUGCAGGUCGACCUGGAGUUAUGGGACCACAGGGAGAACAGGGACUGGAAGGUUACACAGGUCAUGCUGGCAAGCCCGGUCCUGCGGGACCCCCAGGACCAAAGGGAGAAAAGGGUUAUCCCGGUGAAGACAGUAAGACCGCCGGACCUCCUGGGCCCUUAGGUGAACCAGGAGGUCCUGGAGAGAAAGGUGAACGUGGGGAACCAGGAGACAUUGGAUAUCAGGGUCAUACAGGGGUCGCAGGGGUGCGAGGAGCGCUCGGUCAGCAGGGAUCUCCUGGAUCUCCAGGGUUACCUGGUCAAGAAGGACCAAUGGGCGAGAAAGGAAUUGAGGGGCUCGCUGGUAAGAAAGGAUCCCGAGGUCCUCCUGGAGCGCCAGGUCUGGAGGGUCCUGUUGGUUUUCCGGGACUGAGAGGAACGUCGGGGUACCCAGGCUCUGACGGGCUAACUGGUCUUCCGGGGUUACCAGGUGUCCCUGGAUCAAAGGGGCGUACGGGUCAGCGUGGUGAUACGGGUCCAGAGGGGAGGGCGGGGCUUCCUGGUCCUCGGGGUGAGCUUGGACUUCCCGGUGUCGUUGGAGAGAGAGGGCCUGCGGGGUUGAAGGGUGAGAGGGGUUUACCUGGUGACAGAGGUGGAGCGGGCAUCAGAGGCAUGGAGGGGGCGACGGGUGACCAGGGCAUGACAGGACAGCCAGGAGCCAAAGGACAGCCAGGUGAGGUGGGUGAUGCCGGCGUGGUGGGACUCCAGGGAUUCCCAGGACCCAAGGGUCCAGGUGGAGAUGUUGGUCUGGCCGGUGUUCAUGGACCCAAAGGUCCUUCUGGUGUUCCCGGUUUCUCAGGUCCUGUAGGUCCAUCAGGAAUGAUCGGCCCGCUCGGAAAGCCAGGUCCCAGAGGCCUGAAAGGAAGCCGGGGUGAGAUGGGACCUCGGGGGCCACAGGGCAGUCCGGGACCGCAGGGAGCUCCAGGUUUAGCCGGUCCGUCGAGACGCAUCAAUGUCAACACUGCCUUUCAGGGUCUGACGGAGUUUGAUGCUUUCCCACACCUGGAGAGUUAUCAGAACACAGACGCGUCUCCUCUCCAGCAGAACGCUGAGAUCUUCAGAACCCUGCGGUAUCUGAACGGCAUCGUUACCAGCAUGAAAACUCCAGCGGGCACACGAGAAAACCCUGCACGCCUCUGCAAAGACCUGCUGGACUGCCGGAGCAAGAUAAGUGACGGAAUGUUCUGGGUCGAUCCAAACUUAGGCUGCACAUCGGAUGCCAUCCAGGUGUUCUGCAACUUCACGGCAGGUGGACAGACCUGCCUGCACCCUCUUACUACAGACAAGACCACGUUUGAUGUUGGAAAAGUCCAGAUGAAGUUCAUGCAGCUGUUGAGUGUCAACGCCACUCAGACCAUCUCCCUUCACUGCUACAACCACCCGGCGACUAUCGUCACGGAGAUACCUCCUCCUCUACACUUCCAGGGCUGGAACGGACACGUGUUUAAGGAACACUCAUCUCCGAGACCUCCCGGGCUUCUGGAUACUUGUGAGGUCCGUGAUGGUAGAUGGCAUCAGUCCCGCUUCAUGUUUCAGACUCAGGACACGUACCAGCUUCCCAUCGUGAGCGUGCAAGGUCUGGAUCACUCUCAUCCAUCAGACAGGCGGCGACAGCUGGAGAUCGGCCCCGUAUGCUUUCUGUGAAAUCACUGAAGGACCCGUGUUUCAAAUGUUAUGUCAGACCAUUGGUGAACUGGAUGACUGCGGGGUGUUCUCUCACAGGUCCUGUGGAGUCUCACCUCUCAUCGCCACUCUGGAAGAUCAAACGCUGUUAUGAAUGUCUUUCAGAGACGGACAAAUUCUUCUGGAGCCCGACACAUGUUUUGAGAGACGGAUGGCGUGUGUUAUUCAUUCAGUUGUGUUUGACGGUUCAGAGGAAAUCUCGGUGGCCUUUCACACACAAGCGAUCCUUAACGUUCACUACCUUGUGUAUUGAGUGAUAGAGCUCACAAUAUCCAUGCUUACAGUGUCAAACAAGGUUUUUCUGUUGAAAUCCGAAUCUGUAUUUGUACCUCUUGUUUCAGAUGGCGCUCUACCUCCUUCAUGUGCAGGUGCUUGUGUUCGGGCGUGUUGAGACCCAAAACAUACUCUGUGUUACACACAAGCUUCAUUACCCGCGUGCGUCCUCGCAUUCUGCAAGCGCACUCCAUAACACAAUGAAAGCAAUCCCAGCACGAAAUGCCGUCAGUUUUGGGUCUCAGGUCAACUACUGUCAACAGUUUGAAGAAAAUCUUGCUGAGCGAGUCAGUUUAAAUGUGUGCAUAUAUCUACCAUGUGCGGUUUUAUUGACACAUACAAGUGAAGGUCACCGGUGUACCGAGGUCGAUCCUUGAAAUCUUUCCGUUGACAUCUUCAGUAUGUUUCAGGCCUUUAGGUGUUUGUUUAUGCUCGCUUCAUAAGUACUUUUGCGUUUGCUCAGAACAAACCUAAUUUAUAUGAACAGUGUUUUAUAAGUUAUGUUAUACGUCGGCUUAAUAUACUUCAAUAUGUUCGCGACCCUCGAAGAUGAAUCACGAGGAUCUCAUGUACAACGCAUUUAAAUUAUAGCACAUAGACAACUGGCAGGAAUUUCAGUUCGUCACCAAUUGACACAGUUGAAACUAAUUGAAAUUGUUAAACAACACACUCUUAUGCGUUCUGGAAGGGUCGGGCGACUUCUCCAUGGUGCUGCAGACAAUAUUCUGCAAUCAUUUUAUUUUCUUCUCUUGUGUAUAUUUUGACAUUUAUAUUGGUUAUUUAUGUUAACUUUUCAAAAAUACUGUACUCCAAUAAAUUAUAUCUCUCUGGUCACUUAUCAUUUAUUUCACAUUUUUAUUUAUGCCAAAUUUGUAUUUGUAUAUAAACACGAAUCGUUGAUAUUGUGUUGUGUUGUCUUCUGGCAGCUGUGAUUGGCCAGAUUCAGGUCAUGUGAUCACACAGAGGAAGUAACGCUUCUUAACUUAUGAUUACACGAAAGAAACUGUCAAUAUAUGUGCCUACAAACAAAACACAAUACAAAAAUGUAAAUAUGAAAUAUUUUGACAUUAAAUAAAAGG
Molecule: messenger RNA, 6556 nt
Organism: Triplophysa dalaica
Lineage: Eukaryota; Metazoa; Chordata; Actinopteri; Cypriniformes; Nemacheilidae
Gene: col24a1
Product: collagen alpha-1(XXIV) chain
Exons: 60
Coding region: 306-5165 (1619 amino acids)
Molecular function (GO): extracellular matrix structural constituent
Source: RefSeq, a predicted model, not a curated record